Blastocystis hominis is the source of this 654-nucleotide messenger RNA. RefSeq lists its product as hypothetical. The record is from RefSeq and is a predicted model, not a curated record. Gene Ontology annotation, biological process: Golgi to plasma membrane protein transport; protein localization to organelle; intracellular protein transport. The transcript is spliced from 6 exons. Gene Ontology annotation, cellular component: Golgi apparatus. Gene Ontology annotation, molecular function: GTP binding. The coding region runs from base 1 to 654 and encodes 217 amino acids. Lineage: Eukaryota; Bigyra; Opalinata; Blastocystidae.
AUGUCUUCUCUCUACUUGCAGUACGACAAUCUGCCAACUUCCAUACUGACCUAUUUCUACUACUUUCAAUUCAAGAUUGCUUCCUUCUUUCAUGUAACCGAUCAACAAGCUUUCGGAAUCGCAUUGAUGAUCGUUUUGACUGCCGGCUACUUACUUCUCGUAGCGCUUAUCGCUGCUCGCGUAUUCUGGAAGACAAGAGGAAGGAGAGCGCAGACGAUCCAUGGAGAUACGAUUCUUCUUCUCGGUCCUUGCGACAGUGGAAAAACAUCGUUCUUUUAUCUGACAACGCAGGAACAGGUCCCCCAAACAGUAACCUCGAUGAAGGAGAACGUCGCUUCCUUUUCGUGCGCUGAAUCGAACGAGAAGGAAUCCCAAAAGGUUCUCGGGAAGAUUGUGGACUUCCCUGGCCAUCCUUCUGUUCGCAACCAGCUUGAGAAAUACUUUUCUCACACAUCCGGAAUCGUCUUCAUGCUCGACGGCUCGCACUACAGCGAGAAGGAAGUCGCCGAAUUUCUCUACGAUAUUUUCGUAAACCCGUCGUUUGUUUCGCACCCCUGCCCGCUCCUCCUUGCUGUAAACAAGUCAGACCUGAGCGGCUGCGAAGACAACCAAUCUGUGUUCGAUCGCAUCGAGAACGAGCUGUAUCGUUAUUGA